CCCGCGCUCCCGAUCCCGCCGGCCUUCCACGGCGCCGCCUCCUCCUCCCGCGCCAAGUACCGCAUGGCCAUGGGCGCCGACCGCAAGUUCGCCGGCAAGCCAGCUCCAGAGGAUGAGGAUGAGGAUGAGGAUGAGGAUGAGGACGCGAAUGAGGACAAGUGGACCAAGGUGGCAUCGCGGAAGUACGGGAUGGCUCGCGGCGUGUCCCCGGACCCCGACCCCGUGGUGCCCACUGAGGAUGAGUACGAGCAAGAUGACUUCGGUGCGGGAAGCUGGAGGAGGUUGGGUGUCCGUAUGAGGGACUUGACAAAGUGGAUUCGUAUCAGUGAGUCCGUUAUGGCGGGGCUCUCAGACAGGAUCCACGGACAUGUUAUCUAGGCACUUGGAGUCGGUCGAACAAGAGCCACCUUUACAAUGAGUCUAUGGUUUCGUCCCCAACUAAAAACUAUAUGGCUUAAUGUAAUGCUUCAGUUUUAUUUCUGCUGUCUGUGAUGUGGAUUAUCUCAUGGAUGUUUAAGUGAUUGAACUGAAAUGAAAUGUGGUGGAUA
Lolium rigidum is the source of this 548-nucleotide messenger RNA. RefSeq lists its product as uncharacterized. The transcript is spliced from 5 exons. The coding region runs from base 64 to 378 and encodes 104 amino acids. The record is from RefSeq and is a predicted model, not a curated record. Lineage: Eukaryota; Viridiplantae; Streptophyta; Magnoliopsida; Poales; Poaceae.